AUGGCGUCUCUACAAAAUAGAUAUGCAAACGGUAUGAACGGGGAUACAUUUCCGAUGAUCGGAUCUCUGGCCAAUCUUCGCUUCUCUGACAUUCCGUCUGCCAUCGAUAUUCCCGCAUCCACACUCGACAGCGAAGUCGAAGUUAGUCUUGAAGGGCUUCCCGACGACCCAACCGAACUCUGCACGCUUCUGGAGAACGAAAAGGCAGCGAAGAAUUUCUGGGUAAUCAUAGCGCUCGCCUAUGCCAAACAAAGGCAGAUUGACCAUGCGAUUGACAUCCUGAACAAGGGCCUCGCGUCAGUUGCUCAAGGUGCCACGAAGGAGAAGCUCGGGUUACUGGGUUGGGUAUGUUGGCUUUAUUUGCUGAAAGGCCGACAGGCACCCCGGGUGAUAUCAGAUGGUGGUUUAGGUACAGAAGCCAAGACCAAGGACUACUAUAUCCAGCAAGCGACGGGAAUACUAAACGAAGCUUCACGGUUGAACCCGUCCUUUCCGCCACUUUUCCUUGCUCGUGGUGUUCUUUCCUUAUUGCGCGCCUCUUUACAUCCCCCGCGACCAGUACGGCCUGGAACCGUUGACAAUUCAGAAAGAGUGGAAUCAUUGCGACAAGCUCUCAAACAAUUUGAUGAGUCGUCCAAAGCAUUUGGGGGUAGAAAUAUCAUGGCCAUUCUUGGGCGUGCAAGGGCGCAUUAUCUGCUUGGACGUUAUGCUGAGGCGCUGGAAGGGUACCAGAAGGUCUUGGUUAGAAUGCCUGGAUUAAGUGACCCAGAUCCUCGGAUUGGCAUUGGGUGUUGUCUAUGGCAAUUGGGCUUCAAGGACCAAGCCAAGGUUGCCUGGGAACGUGCCCUAGCACUGAACCCUGACUCGAAGGUUGCCAACAUUCUCCUCGCGGUAUACUACCUCUAUGACAGCUCUCGGCAUGCUACUACGGACCCAGCGUUCGGUUCCUUAUACAAGCUGGCAAUGACUCAAUACACCCAGACAUCCUUCAAGUUGGACAAGGAGUAUCCCAUGACCUGCGCUCUAUUCGGUAGUUAUUUCCUCUUGAGAAAAUCAUAUUCGACGGUUGAUACCCUUGCUCGCAAAUCAAUUGAGAACACCGAUGUCAUGCAGAUAGCUAGCGACGGAUGGUACUUGCUCGGCCGAAAAUGCCAUUACGAGGGCGAUUUAGUCAAAGCAGCGGAAUACUACAGUCGUUCCGACCAGGCUCGGGGAGGUGGCGACAGGGGAUAUCUCCCGGCUAAGUUCGGCUCCGUACAGAUGCAGGUGUCUAACAAAGACUAUGACGGGGCUAAAUUCCAGUUGGAGAAGAUCAUACAGCAAACAAAGAAUCCGGAGUGCAUGAUGCUCCUAGGAGCUCUCAAUGCGGAAGAGGUAUUCGCAGUGCAGAGAAGCGAGAGCAAAGAAGACAAAUCGGCGGAAAUUAAGAAAGCCAUAACCCUUUUCGAGGGUGUUCGCGCGCUGUGGAAAGAUGAAAGUAAAAAGAUCACACCAGACGAGUCUGUCUUGGUGUAUCUCUCCCGGCUGUAUGAGCAGUCUGCUCCAGAUAAGAGCAUGCAGUGCUUGACGCAACUGGAAGAACUGCAAUUGGCGGAUAUACCGGAUGAAGAACGCCCCCAGGACCUCGAAGAUGAGGAGGAAAUCAAGGCUGCACUUCGAGUGAAUCUGCCACCGCAACUGCUCAACAAUAUUGGUUGCUUCAUGUACCAAAGCGAGAAGCUGGGCCUAGCUCACGACAUGUUCCAAGCAGCACUUGACUCCUGUGUCCGAUCGCAAGAGAAAGAGAGUGAGCUUGACACUGAUGCGCUGGUUACAACAAUAAGUUACAACCUUGGUCGGGCAUAUGAGGCGUCUGAUAUGCCAGACGAGGCGAAGAAGAUCUACGAGGGCCUCCUGGAACGUCACAGCGACUACACCGAGGCGAACGCGCGAUUAACAUACCUCGCUCUCCGCCGUAGCCCAACAGACGAAGGGCCCAAGAAGAUGGCCAAGCUCUAUGAGACUGAUUCGACAAAUCUUGAAGUCCGUGCGUUAUUUGGGUGGUAUCUUAGCAAAUCCAAGAAACGGGCUGCAAACAUUGCAGAGGACCAUGAACAGAGGCAUCACAAGCAUACACUACAGUACUUUGACAAGCAUGACCGAUACUCCCUCACCGGGAUGGGCAACGUCCACCUACUCUUUGCCAGAGACAUGCGACGUGAUACGGACCAGGAGAAGGAGAAGCGUCGCAAGAUGUACGAGCGUGCUGUCGAGUUCUUCGAUAAGGCACUUCAAUUAGAUCCUCGGAACGCCUACGCAGCGCAGGGCAUUGCAAUUGCACUGGUGGACGACAAGAAGGAUUUGAGCACAGCAGUGCACAUAUUCUCCAAAAUCCGCGACUCGCUGAAAGAUGCCAGCGUCUACCUAAAUCUGGGUCACGUCUACGCAGAACUACGUCAAUACACACGCUCGAUCGAGCACUACGAGGCAGCCCUAUCAAAAGACCGGGCCCGCGACGCCCAGAUCCUAGCCUGUCUCGGUCGCGUUUGGCUCCUCAAAGGCAAGCAGGAAAUGAGCCUCGCAGCAAUGAAAACAGCCCUGGACUACGCGCAGCGGGCACACUCCGUCGCUCCUACCCAGGCUCACCUAGAAUUCAACGUCGCUUUCGUCCAAAACCAAAUCGCCUCUCUAACCUACAGUCUCUCCGAAACACAGCGGACGGUGCAAGACGUCCAAGAUGCAGCCGACGGCCUCCGCACGGCAGCCGAUACCUUCGGACGUAUCGCCCAAGUCAAAACCCCACCUUACCCGGCCGAGUCCCUCGAACAGCGUGCCAACAUGUCCAAGACGAUUAUCAAGCAGCUUGACCGGGCCCUCCAAAGCCAGAAGGAAUACGAAGAGAAAAACGCCGCUAAGCUUCAGCAAGCUCGUGAUGCCCGCGAGGCCGAGAUCCGCCAUCGCGAGGAAGAAGUGCGAAAAGCCCAAGAGGAAGAGCGCGAGAGGAAACAACGUAUUGCUGAAGAGCGACAACAGCUCGUUGAAGAAGCUCAGAAGUUAGCCUCCCAGCGUGCGGAUGAGGAACGGGCGCGUGAAGAAGCCGAGAUGACGACUGAGUCCGAGACGGGCGAGAAAAUUAAAAGGAAGAAGAAGACUGCAACAUCAGGCAAGAGGAAGAAGCAACGCCGUACGGAGGAUGACUUCAUUAACGACGACGAGGGUGAGACGAGGGCUGCACGUAGCUCUGAGCCUGAUGAGAGUGGCAAGGAGGAAAGCGCGCCGAAGAAAAAGAGACGGCUGGAGCGAAGGUCGAGAGGUGCUUCUUCUAGUGCUGGGAAGGCACAGAACAAGUAUAAGAGUUCUGAGAUGGUGGUUGAUUCGGAUGACGAGGAGGAACCUGCUGCUGCUACGCCGACAGGUGGUGAUGAUGACGAAGAGGAAGAUGGAGUUGUACAAAGGCGCAGAGCCAAGGUGACGAGACGGGUUGCAGACGACGAUGAUGACGAUGAGGAUGUCGCUCAACCAGCUGGAGACGAUGGUGACGAUGACGGAGGCUUGUUCAGCGAAAAAGAGGACACGGAGAUGAAGGAUGGCGAUGAGUAG
Aspergillus puulaauensis is the source of this 3579-nucleotide messenger RNA. Its product is annotated as putative RNA polymerase II transcription elongation factor (Ctr9). Gene Ontology annotation, molecular function: RNA polymerase II complex binding. The record is from RefSeq and is a predicted model, not a curated record. Lineage: Eukaryota; Fungi; Ascomycota; Eurotiomycetes; Eurotiales; Aspergillaceae. Gene Ontology annotation, cellular component: Cdc73/Paf1 complex. Gene Ontology annotation, biological process: regulation of DNA-templated transcription. The transcript is spliced from 2 exons. Bases 1 to 3579 code for a protein of 1192 amino acids.